Zasmidium cellare ATCC 36951 is the source of this 606-nucleotide messenger RNA. RefSeq lists its product as uncharacterized. The record is from RefSeq and is a predicted model, not a curated record. The transcript has a single exon. Gene Ontology annotation, biological process: iron-sulfur cluster assembly. Lineage: Eukaryota; Fungi; Ascomycota; Dothideomycetes; Mycosphaerellales; Mycosphaerellaceae. The coding region runs from base 1 to 606 and encodes 201 amino acids.
AUGGAACCCGGCAAAGACAACGCCAAUCCCACCAUCCUCAACCCGGACGAUUUGCCUCGCCGCCGCCGUUCCACCCCGUCAACGCAGACCAAGCGUGGAAUCUUCGACGUCUUGGCCCCAGCAUAUCCCAGCCUUGCCGAUCCUCUGUCCUCGCCUGAGGCUCUAUCAGAUUUCUCCUCUGACGAAGAUGAACUUGACGCCACCGCCCGCGAGGAAAUCGACGAGCAGGAAGUCUACGACCUCAUCUCCUCCAUCACCGACCCGGAGCAUCCCCUCACCCUGGGCUCCCUGGGCGUCGUCAAUCUCGAAGACAUCCAGAUCAUCCCGCCAUCGUCCCCGCGCUCGCGCAUUAGUUCCGUCCAGGUCUUGAUAACGCCCACGACGUCGGCCUGCUCCCUGACCACCGUCAUCGGGCUCGGCGUCAAAGUGCGCCUCGUCAACGCCCUCCCUCCACGCUUCCGGGUGGACGUGCGCAUCAAGGAGGGCACCUCCUCCUCGGCCGACGAAGCCAACAAGCAGCUCGGCGACAAGGAGCGCGUCGCCGCCGCCAUGGAGAACAAGAACCUGAUCAACAUGGUCAACCACAUGCUGUCCUCGUGCGAGUGA